Suncus etruscus (white-toothed pygmy shrew) is the source of this 1134-nucleotide messenger RNA. RefSeq names its product carbonyl reductase [NADPH] 1. The record is from RefSeq and is a predicted model, not a curated record. The coding region runs from base 53 to 886 and encodes 277 amino acids. The transcript is spliced from 3 exons. Gene Ontology annotation, molecular function: carbonyl reductase (NADPH) activity. Lineage: Eukaryota; Metazoa; Chordata; Mammalia; Eulipotyphla; Soricidae.
GACCAUUUGACGUUCUGGAUCCCAACUAGUGGCUACGCAUCCCCGUUGCACCAUGUCGUCUUCCCCUCGCGUGGCGCUGGUGACCGGCUCCAACAAGGGCAUCGGCUUCGCCAUCGUGCGGGAGCUGUGCCGGCAGUUCUCCGGGGAUGUGAUGCUCACAGCGCGGGAUCCAGGCCGGGGCCAGGCGGCCGUGCAGCAGCUGCAGGCCGAGGGCCUGAGUCCCCGCUUCCACCAGCUAGACAUCGACGACCCGCAGAGCAUCCGCGCCCUGCGCGAUUUUCUGGUCAAGGAAUACGGGGGGCUCGACGUGCUGGUGAACAACGCGGGCAUCGCCUUCAAGAUGAACGAUACCACGCCGUUUCCUAUUCAAGCAGAGGUGACAAUGAAAACCAACUUUUAUGGUACCAAAGCUGUCUGCGCUGAGCUGCUGCCUCUCAUGAAACCCCAAGGCAGAGUGGUAAAUGUGUCAAGCAUGGUGAGUCUCCGAGCCCUUAAGAGCUGCAGCCCAGACCUGCAGCAGAAGUUCCGAAGCGACACCAUCACAGAGGAGGAGCUGGUGGCCCUCAUGAACAAGUUCGUGGAAGACACAAAGACUGGGAAUCACCAGAAGAUGGGCUGGCCCAACACCGCCUAUGGUGUGACAAAGAUAGGUGUCACAGUGCUGUCCAGAAUCCAGGCCAGGAAGCUCAAUGAGCAGAGGAAAGGGGAUGGGAUCCUUCUCAAUGCCUGCUGCCCCGGCUGGGUGAGAACCGACAUGGCGGGGCCCAAGGCCACCAAGAGCCCAGAAGAAGGAGCAGAGACCCCCGUGUACUUGGCCCUCCUGCCCCCACAUGCUGAGGGCCCUCACGGGCAGUUUGUUAUGGAGAAGAAAGUAGAACAGUGGUGAGCUCAAUUCACCUGUCCAGGGCUCCAUCCAUGAGCCCCAGUUUAUAGCUGUCCUGAGAUAACUGAUCUGCUGACAAAAAAUAAAUAUAUCUCUUCCCAUACCCCUCCAGGGAGAAUGUCCUUAUGCGGGUACACACUGAGUUGCCUCCUAAUUCUGUGAUGUCUUCAUGUGAUUUCUUCAACAUUGUGUAAAUUGAUGGCCAGGCUAAGUGAAGAUGAAUAGACAAAUAAAUGGUUCUUUAUAAUUCA